UAAGUAAUGUAGUUGGAAAGGUCUUUUUAUUCCUCAACAGGGUGAUGCUGUGGCCAAGGUUUUUCUGGGUCAGAGGAACCUGCACAACCGGUAUCUUCAUACAAACUCCAGGUCCCUCUGCAGCGCAAGGAACGGGACAGGCACAGAAGGACUACAAAAUGAGCUCUAACAGGCAAGUGGAAGAGCCCUGAGGAAGAAGGGGCUGUGGGCAGUGUGAAUCGGCAGAAGUGACUGUGCACACCUUCACACACCCACUGUAUGCUAAAUCUGUAAUAAAAUCGUCACAGCCCCAGACAUGGGCUUUGCCAUGCCUGCACAUGCAAAGCUUUCCAAGCUGCUGCUGUUGCUGCUGAGUGUGGAAUCCUGUUCUGCUGCUGCUCAUGGGGAUGAGCCCAGACUGGGCAGGAGGUCCUUGCUUCACUAUGAACAUGAUUCCAGUGGUGUUGACUCCUCUCAAGACACGAGGCUGCAUGUUUUCACACUGGACUAUGACUAUGUACAAAUUCCCUAUGAAGUUACCCUUUGGAUCCUCCUUGCCUCUUUUGCAAAAAUAGGUUUCCAUAUCUUUCACCGAUUACCAAGACUCAUGCCUGAAAGCUGCAUCCUGAUUGCCAUUGGAGCACUAGUAGGAGCAAUCAUCUUUGUUUCCCAUCACAAAUCUCCACCAGUGAUGAACACUAGUAUUUACUUCUUGUAUCUCCUUCCACCCAUUAUUCUGGAGGAGGGAUAUUUCAUGCCAACUCGACCGUUUUUUGAAAACCUUGGAUCCAUUCUGUGGUGGUCUGUUCUGGGAGCUCUGCUAAACUCGUUUGGGAUUGGCCUCUCCCUCUAUGGAAUCUGCCAGAUCGGAGCCUUUGGCCUGACUGACCUGGACCUGCUGCAGAACUUGCUCUUUGGCAGCAUGAUUUCAGCAGUGGACCCUGUGGCAGCUCUGGUAGUUUUUGAGGAAGCCUCUGUUAAUGAGCAGCUUUACAUGAUGAUCUUUGGAGAGUCAUUGCUAAAUGAUGGCAUAACUGUGGUUUUGUAUAACAUCUUCAUCGCCUUCACGCAGAUGCACAGGUAUGAAGAAAUCGAAUCCAUCGAUGUCUUUGCUGGCUUUGCUCGCUUCUUCGUGGUGGGGCUGGGUGGAGUCUUGUUUGGCAUCGUAUUUGGAUUUGUCUCAGCGUUCAUGACUCGCUUCACCCACAACGUCUCUUCAAUCGAGCCCCUGCUGGUCUUCAUGUUCAGCUACCUCUCGUACUUGUCUGCUGAAACCCUUUACAUCUCGGGCAUUUUGGCGAUGACAGCAUGUGCAGUGACGAUGAAAAAAUACGUGGAGGAGAAUGUUUCCCAAAAUUCUUAUACCACAAUAAAAUAUUUCAUGAAGAUGCUAAGCAGCAUCAGUGAGACCCUGAUUUUUGUGUUCAUGGGAGUGUCUACAGUGGGGAAAAACCAUGAAUGGAACUGGGCCUUCAUUUGCUUCACUCUGCUCUUCUGCCUCAUUUGGCGGACACUGAGUGUAUUUGCUCUCUUCUACAUCAGUAACAAGUUCCGAACAUAUCCUUUCACCUUCAAAGACCAACUCAUUAUUUCUUACAGUGGCCUUCGAGGAGCCAGCAGCUUUUCUCUUGCAUUCUUGCUUCCAAGGAAUCUUUUCCCCAGAAAAAACCUGUUCAUCACUGCCACUCUUGUGGUUAUAUAUUUCACUGUGUUCAUCCAAGGAAUCACAAUUGGACCGUUGGUCAGAUAUCUGGAUGUUAAAAAGACGAACAAAAAGGAAUCUAUCAAUGAAGAAAUUCAUGUGCGAUUGAUGGACCACUUGAAGGCUGGUAUUGAAGACAUAUGUGGACAUUGGAGUCAUUAUCAGCUGAGAGAUAAGGGCGGCAGGACCCAGCGCGCACACAGGCUGUCCCCGGCAGAGGUGCAGUCCAUGAGGGAUGUGCUGGCACACAACCUGUACCGAGUGCGGCAGAGGGCACCAGCAUACAACCGGCACAAUCUUCCUACGAACACAAGUGAGAAACAAGCCCAAGAAAUCCUCAUCCGUCGGGAGCACAGCCUGAGGCAAAGUUGCAGGAAGGGAAACAGCUUGCCUUGGGGCAGACCGGUGAGCACCACGGAAGUACGCUACCUGUCCUUGCCUCAGGGUCCUUGUCAGCCCACCAGAAGGAGAGCCAGGCAUGUUACUUUUACAGAUCAGCAUAGAAGUGACUCUGAUGCUGCGUUCCCAUUAACAUCGGGAUCCCAGCCCCGACCACGGCCACGUGAAUCAAAGCAGCACCAAGAGCUGAUUCCAAUGGCACCCUUGGAUAGGAGGGCAGGUCCCUCCAACCUGCCAGGGAGAAGAGGAAACUCAACCAUCCGUCCUCGUUUCACCAGAGCAGACAAUCUAGCUCCAGUGCCAAAGGCUGGGUUCACUGUCAGAGAAGUAGAGGAGUAUGAGUCAGAAGAAGAGACAGAAACAAUGGCACCAGCCAGGCCAUUAGUUAUAUGAGGAGCAGAGAAGAUCAGUGUUUGCAUCUCUAGGGCUCCUGGUGCACUGCUUCAAAAGAGAUAACAAAGCUUUUAUAUGAACCAAACUUUGGUUUUCCUCUGGGGACCAGUGUACUUUUUCUCAUAUCAC
Ficedula albicollis (Collared flycatcher) is the source of this 2602-nucleotide messenger RNA. RefSeq names its product solute carrier family 9 member A4 (gene SLC9A4). Gene Ontology annotation, molecular function: sodium:proton antiporter activity. Gene Ontology annotation, cellular component: membrane. Bases 296 to 2473 code for a protein of 725 amino acids. The record is from RefSeq and is a predicted model, not a curated record. Gene Ontology annotation, biological process: sodium ion transport; regulation of pH; proton transmembrane transport. NCBI's taxonomy places the organism in Eukaryota, Metazoa, Chordata, Aves, Passeriformes, Muscicapidae. The transcript has 11 exons.